UUUUUCCUUCUUCAAUCUUCGUCUUCCAAAUUACACAGUUCUCUUCCCUCCAAUCCUUCAUCGGAGCUCGUUGUCGCCGCCUCACUGUAUAUCGUUGCCGUCGUUGUAUCAACAUCUCAAGGAAGCUUCGUUAGAUGCGGAAAACGUCAUGGACGCGAACAAUACCUUCGAUUCUGAUCUGAUUCACGCCAUUUUUAAGCACAUUUGGGCCCGAAGAUUUCGCGAAAGGGAGAGGAGCGAUGCCAUUGAUGCUACGGAAGCUGAGGUUGCUCUGGGAACAACCAAGAAGAACAGACUUGCUUCUGCAAACGCAAAUGCUUUAAAACUCAGCUGUGAACUUCUCAAGAGUUUUGUCUCAGAGGCUGUGCAGCGCGCUGCUAUAAUCGCUGAAGCUGAGGGAAUGGAAAAGAUUGAAGCUACUCAUUUAGAGAGGAUUCUUCCCCAGCUUCUUCUGGACUUUUAAGGUAUGAUUGAAAAUAGCACAUGCUUGUCCCUGCAUCUUUCUUUUUAUCCUUAUGAACUAAUGAAAGUGAAAUCUCUUUUCUUUUGCUUCUCUGUCUAAAAAUACAUAAACGCUUAGAUCAUGGUAUGUGUUCUUGUAGUGAUAUGUUAUUUGAUCUUUUCUUUUGUAGACAUAUGUGAAGAUUAUAACAGGGAUUAUUCCACACAAGUUAUUCUGAAGAUCAUACUACUGGUUUGUUUAUUAUAGGCUAGGCUAAUGUGGUAAUAUAUGGUUCAUACUUCAUAUAGAACGAAAUAGAUAUAUUUGACUUUAUUCUGGAUAUAUGCUCUGUGUGCUUCAGUAACACACCAAAAUACUCUGAAAUGUAAGAAUAAAUCUUAGCCAUCAUCGAUCUUCUGCUCUUAGAGAUUUUCCCUUCCUUGAUCGUAGAACGUUGACCUAAAGCAGAAAAGCGAGAUGUAGGAAUCUUCUUACGGUAUGAAACAGCAAUUUCUUUAGCCUGAAGAUCUGCAGAAACAGCAAGCAGAAUAUAAGAGCUAGUCUAAACUGAGGAAAAGAUAAUAUUUCCUCAGUUUAAACUAGAUUCUCCCGCCAGGAAAAAACUUCUUCAAACCGUGAGUGAUGAUGACUCUUCGAAUGAUGACU
Arabidopsis thaliana (thale cress) is the source of this 1108-nucleotide messenger RNA. RefSeq names its product centromere protein X. Gene Ontology annotation, cellular component: nucleus. Gene Ontology annotation, biological process: kinetochore assembly; DNA repair. NCBI's taxonomy places the organism in Eukaryota, Viridiplantae, Streptophyta, Magnoliopsida, Brassicales, Brassicaceae. The coding region runs from base 149 to 463 and encodes 104 amino acids. The transcript has 7 exons. The record is from RefSeq and is marked reviewed.